CAUCGCCAUCUGCUUAGGUUGCUGCUUGAUGACCUGCCGCUCCUGCUGUUUCGAUUCACGAAAGACCAAACGCUACUCCACGACCGGAAAUUGGAAAAGCUGAUCUUUUGGGAGAAGAUCUCACUUCGCAUCAUGCGCACUUUCGCAGCUCAGCUCACUUCUUAUUUAUGUAAAACUAAACCUGGAUGGAAUGUGCAAUCUCGCAAUUUCUCGUCAUUCAAUGGAAAAGUUAAAGCAAAAAAAAAGAGCUCAUCUGGUCAUUGGGAUCUUCUAGUUGCAGAUGAGCUCUUCAUUGAGCAGGAUGCUGAAAGAAAGAUAGGGUGGUUAUUGAAGCUAAUCUUUGCCGGGACUGCAUCCGCUGUUGCUUACCAGUUCUUUCCCUACCUGGGAGAUAAUUUGAUGCAACAGUCUGUGUCACUUUUGCAUGUCAAGGAUCCACUGUUUAAGAGAAUGGGAGCAUCUAGAUUAGCUCGGUUUGCAAUAGAUGAUGAAAGGAGAAUGAAAAUAGUAGAGCUGGGUGGGGCUCAAGAGCUCUUAAAUAUGUUGGGCGCCGCUAAAGAUGACCGCACACGGAAGGAAGCUUUGAAGGCCCUUGCUGCACUCUCACACUCAGAUGAAGCUGUUAAAGCUUUGCACCGUGCUGGAGCAGUCUCGAUUAUUAGGUGUACCCCCGAUUCCUUGGAGGAUGCAGAAGUUGAGAAACACAAGUCGAGCAUGCUAAAGAGAUUCCGAGAUCUGAGAUAUGAUGUUUCAUCUUAAGAUGUAGUUAGAAUACCAGCCUUUGCCUAAAAAAAAAAAACAAUGCUUACAUGUUCAGGGAUCACUCUUUUUCUUUUUUCUUUUGGUAGAGAUGGGAAGAAUGGUUUUUAUCUCUGGAAUAUUCAUUCCUUCUAUAGGCUGAUAGUUUAAGAGAGAGAAACCAAUUUGUACUAUUAAUUUUACUUUAAAAUAUGCAAAUACUCCUGAAGGAAACACUUUUGGAGAAA
Molecule: messenger RNA, 986 nt
Organism: Carya illinoinensis
Lineage: Eukaryota; Viridiplantae; Streptophyta; Magnoliopsida; Fagales; Juglandaceae
Exons: 6
Coding region: 133-759 (208 amino acids)
Source: RefSeq, a predicted model, not a curated record